AUUUAAUAAACAAUGACGCCCUUAUGAAGCAGUUAGCUGCUGAGAAAUUCGACGUUGGAUUGGCUGAAGCUGUAGGCAUAUGCGGCUUAGGCAUUUUGGAAGUUUUGAAAAUCCCAUCUUCAAUUGCCACCUGUUCAAAUGUACAUAUUGAUAUUGUAUCGAAAAGCAUUGGAGAGCCAUUAGUCCCGAGUUAUGUUCCCGGAGGUAUGGCUACCAAAGGUGAUCGCAUGAAAUUUCUCGAUCGACUGAUGAACGUUGUCGAUAUGGUGAUGAGCCAAAAGUUUUUUCGGGACCUCUUUGUCGAAGAGCUCAAAGUCUUCAGGGCUAAAUUUGGUCCACAGUUCAGAGAUUACGAGAUACUUUAUGAACACUUCAAAAAAUUCUAUGGACUACGUAUUUCUCUUCAGGAAAUCCUUGCAGAUGCGUCUUUUGUUUUCACAAAUUCAAAUCCUUACCUUGACUAUCCCCGUCCGAUGCUUCACAAAACCAUUCCGCUCGGUGGAGUGGCUGUCCGUAUAGAUCCCAAGAAAAAUGUUCUCACGAAGAAAUGGGAUAGCAUUUUGAACGAAAGAAACACUACCGUAUUCGUGUCGUUCGGUUCAGUGGCCAAAUCAAUCUACAUGCCAGAUGAGUAUAAGAGAAAUCUUUUGGAAGUGUUCGAAAGCAUGCCUGAAACGACUUUCAUAUGGAAAUACGAAGAAGAAGGUUCAAAAUUGGCCGCUCAUCUCAAAAAUGUCCACCUCACCACUUGGGCACCUCAAAACGCUCUUCUUGCUGAUCCUCGUCUAACAGCUUUCAUAACCCAUGGAGGCAUGGGCAGCAUAACGGAGUUGGCUCACUUCGGAAAACCAGCUAUCCUUAUGCCCAUCUUUGCUGAUCAAACCAGAAACGCCAAUAUGUUUGCCAAGCACGGUACUGGUAUUGUAUUGACGAAGUUUGCUUUGGAACAUCCACAGAACCUCAAAGAUUCUCUGAGAAAGAUCUUCACUGAUGUGAGGUACUAUUUUGUAGCUUUCCAAAUUGUUCAUAAGGUCUUCCAAAUUGGGGGAACGUCCGUUCCACGCGUCCGUCCUAACUAG
Molecule: messenger RNA, 1079 nt
Organism: Haemonchus placei
Lineage: Eukaryota; Metazoa; Nematoda; Chromadorea; Rhabditida; Trichostrongylidae
Source: the annotation of a GenBank genome assembly